CAUGCGGGACUACGAGGAGGUGACCGCCUUCCUGGGCGAGUGGGGGCCCUUCCAGCGCCUCAUCUUCUUCCUGCUCAGCGCCAGCAUCAUCCCCAACGGCUUCAACGGGAUGUCAGUCGUGUUCCUGGCGGGGACCCCCGAGCACCGCUGCCGGGUUCCGGACGCCGCGAACCUGAGCAGCGCCUGGCGCAACCACAGCGUCCCGCUGCUGCUGCGCGACGGCCGCGAGGUGCCCGACAGCUGCAGCCGCUACCGGCUCGCCGCCGUCGCCAACUUCUCCGCGCUCGGGCUGGAGCCGGGCCGCGACGUGGACCUGGGGCAGCUGGAGCAGGAGAGCUGCCUGGAUGGCUGGGAGUUCAGCCAGGACGUCUUCCAGUCCACCAUCGUGACCGAGUGGAACCUGGUGUGUAAGGACGACUGGAAGACCCCGCUCAGCAUGUCCCUGUUUUUUGUGGGUGUGCUGUUGGGCUGCUUCAUUUCGGGGCAGCUCUCAGACAGGUUUGGUCGGAAGAACGUGCUGUUUGUGACCAUGGGGAUGCAGACUGGUUUCAGCUUACUGCAGGUCUUCUCAAAAAACUUCGAGAUGUUCACAGUACUCUUUGUCCUUGUCGGCAUGGGCCAGAUCUCCAACUACGUGGCAGCAUUUGUCCUGGGAACAGAAAUCCUUGGCAAGUCAGUUCGUAUUGUAUUCGCCACACUAGGAGUGUGCAUAUUUUUUGCAUUUGGCUUCAUGUUGCUGCCACUGAUAGCUUACUUCAUCAGAGACUGGCGGAUGCUGCUGCUGGCGCUGACUCUGCCCGGGGUGUUGUGCGUGGCGCUGUGGUGGUUCAUCCCAGAGUCCCCCCGGUGGCUCAUCUCUCAGGGGCGAUUUGAGGAGGCAGAAAUAAUCAUCCGCAAGGCUGCCAAAAUGAAUGGGAUUGUGGCACCCUCCACCAUCUUUGACCCGAGUGAGCUACAAGACCUAAGUUCCAAGAAGCAGCAGUCCCACCACAUUCUGGAUCUGAUCCGCACCCGGAAUAUCCGAAUCGUCACUAUCAUGUCCAUAAUUCUGUGGAUGACCAUAUCAGUGGGCUACUUUGGACUUUCCCUCGAUACUCCUAACCUGUAUGGAGACAUCUACGUGAACUGCUUCCUUUCUGCCGUGGUUGAAGUCCCAGCAUACCUGUUAGCCUGGCUGCUGCUGCAGUAUGUGCCCCGGCGCUAUUCCUUGGCCACUGCUCUCUUCCUGGGUGGCAGCGUCCUUCUCUUCGUGCAGCUGGUGCCCCCAGACUUGUAUUACUUGGCUACAGUCCUGGUGAUGGUGGGCAAGUUUGGCAUCACUGCUGCCUUCUCCAUGGUCUACGUGUACACAGCGGAGCUCUACCCCACGGUGGUCAGAAACAUGGGGGUGGGGGUCAGCUCCACGGCGUCGCGCCUUGGCAGCAUCCUGUCUCCCUACUUCGUUUACCUUGGUGCCUAUGACCGCUUCCUACCUUACAUUCUCAUGGGAAGUCUGACCAUCCUGACAGCCAUCCUCACCUUGUUCUUACCAGAGAGCUUCGGUACCCCUCUCCCAGACACCAUCGACCAGAUGCUAAGGGUCAAAGGAAGCACACAGGACCAGAGAGACCUAAAACUAACCGAGGAGGAGAGGACCGAGCAGAUGCAGAAAACGGGCAGAAUCCCGAGACACACCCCUGAAGAUUUCAUCUCAUGAAGAUGGGACCUAAUCUCAGAGACAGAGUUCUACAAGAAGCCACCAGAGACACUUGGACAUCAUCUUUGUUGUGGGCCGGCUAGAGGGCAGCUGCCAGGUACCCGACUGGCUCUUUACCCUGGAAGUCUCCCAGAAGCUUUUCCUGUGGCUGUGUAGAGGGGGAGUGGGGGUACAUUCUGCACAUGGAGGACAGACUGCUGUGCAUGCAGCAUGAUCGCUAUCUCGCCGGGAUAGUCCGCUGAAGAGAUCUGAGCGUUUACUGUUCGUGCAGCUUUACAUUAGGAACAAAAGAGUUCUGAAAUUUCCAAAA
Chinchilla lanigera (long-tailed chinchilla) is the source of this 2006-nucleotide messenger RNA. RefSeq names its product solute carrier family 22 member 5. Gene Ontology annotation, cellular component: membrane. Lineage: Eukaryota; Metazoa; Chordata; Mammalia; Rodentia; Chinchillidae. Gene Ontology annotation, biological process: transmembrane transport; carnitine transport. Gene Ontology annotation, molecular function: ATP binding; transmembrane transporter activity. The record is from RefSeq and is a predicted model, not a curated record.